Molecule: messenger RNA, 1147 nt
Organism: Diachasmimorpha longicaudata
Lineage: Eukaryota; Metazoa; Arthropoda; Insecta; Hymenoptera; Braconidae
Gene: Elp6
Product: Elongator complex protein 6
Exons: 2
Coding region: 222-1073 (283 amino acids)
Biological process (GO): tRNA wobble uridine modification
Cellular component (GO): elongator holoenzyme complex
Source: RefSeq, a predicted model, not a curated record
AAAAACUUGCUCUUAAUUUAUCGACGCCUGUUCCGCUAUGCCGUUGAUCAGAUAGCGCCACAUGAUCUGUAAACACGUGAGUUUCGAAUUCUAUCAAGAGUUCUGAAAUUUUCGCUAACCAAAAUCUGCCAAUUUCCCUUCAAAAGAAGACUGCUGAAAGACUAAAAUCUCCAGUUUGUACAACUAAAUAUUAUUUAUUACAAGAAAGAUUGAACUCCAAAAUGACUGACACUGUCCGUCGUGCAAUUGGGAUAGACCAAGUGGACCUCCGAGGAAAAAUGGUGAUGCUAGUUGAACAGCACGGUAGUGACGCAAAUUUUCUGGUCAAUACAGUACUGUCAAACGCCCUGGAGAGGGGCCACGGUAUCUGUCUGGUGCUAUUCCAUAACACCUUCGGUCAUUACCACAACGUUGGCAUGAAGCUGGGAUAUAACUUGAACGUCCUCAGGGAGAGGGGGGAGGUGACAGUGGUGGAGCCUAUGAAGACGAUAUUACAGAACAUCGAGGAGCUGGGUCACGACGCAGUGGACGCUUCCAAGCCAGAAUUAUCUGCGGACUUUCGCAGGAGGAUAGAGGACAACGUCAUUCCUGACGCUAUGAAACUGGACGAGCACUUGGUUCGUCACCUCUUCGUGGCCCUGAAGGCUAAAUACUUCGAGGUUUCUAAAGUUCGAGAGUCUGUUACUGUCAUUAUUGAUGAUCUCAGUCAUCUCUUCGACAUGAAUUUGAGCCUCACCGAUGUCUGGACGUAUGUCAAGUACUUGAGGUCUUUGAUGCAGUUCGAGCCGAAAAUGUCAGUCUGCAUAAUGACUCACAUGUACAGAACCAACACAGACUCUUGUCAGCCCGAUAAUAUUGUCAUUGGGCUCAGACGUAUGGCCCAUUUGACCAUUAUGGUGGAGCCUCUCAGCACUGGUCAUGCGAAUGACAUCUCUGGGAAGCUCACUGUCAUCUGGAGGAUCGACUCCAUCAGGAAAAAACACCUCUGGCCAGAGAGGAUGACUUACCUUUAUAAACUUAUGGAUCGACAAAUAAAAGUAUUCACUCCAGGCGCCAACGAGGCAUUAUCUUAAUGGUUAAGAUGUGACGGGUAUUUUUUCGUUUAUUUGUCUUUGUUAAGUGUCAUUAAAUGGUAAUUUUUUAUAAA